GCUCUAAUCCAGAGAGACAAGGCUGGAGCGACUGGUGGAUUCAGAGACUGUCAGGGAACUAACAGAAUAGAAAAUAAAUACAUCCCAGCUGUAACAGCGGACGCCGAGUCUCCCACAUCCAGGCGAGACUAUGGAGCGAGGAGACGGCUUGCUGCGGCGGCAACUGGUGCCAGUGCGCUGAGUCCUUUUGUUUGAGCGGUUUUUUUUUUUUUUGCACUCAAGUGCUAAAGUAAGCGGCGUUAGUGGAGAGAGAGAAAGAGACACUCACCUCAGGCGGCGACGUGGAUGGUUCGGCUUCCCUGGAUCCUGCAGAGAUGAGCAGGAUAUUAAGGAGAGAUGUGCCACAGCAGGCCCACCUCAACCCCUCCUUGGCAGGUGGAGCUGUACCUGGAACAGAGUUCACUGCAACACCGGCUGGUCCUAACUUCUCCUGGCUUUCUGAUGCCCCUGUGACAGCAGUGGGGCAGCCCAUCUUCCUGAUGACCACAUCAGCACAGGCAAUUUCUGGCUUCUUUGUUUGGACGGCGUUGCUUAUCACUUGCCACCAAAUAUACAUGCACCUGCGCUACUACAGCUCCCCCAAUGAGCAGCGUUACAUUGUGAGGAUCCUCUUCAUUGUGCCUAUCUACGCUUUUGAUUCCUGGCUUAGUUUACUAUUCUUCACCAAUGACCAGUACUAUGUCUACUUUGACACAGUGAGGGACUGCUAUGAGGCAUUUGUCAUCUACAAUUUCCUGAGCUUGUGCUACGAAUUCCUUGGAGGAGAAAGCUCCAUCAUGUCAGAAAUCCGAGGAAAGCCCAUUGAGUCCAGCUGCAUGUAUGGAACAUGCUGUUUGUGGGGCAAGACCUACUCAAUUGGGUUUCUUCGCUUCUGCAAACAGGCCACACUGCAGUUCUGUGUUGUUAAACCCCUGAUGGCAAUGAUUACUGUGAUUCUACAGGCUUUUGGGAAGUACAGAGAUGGAGACUUCAACGUGGCCAGUGGAUACCUCUAUAUCACCAUCAUUUACAACAUCUCAGUCAGUCUUGCACUGUAUGCCCUGUUCCUCUUUUACUUCGCCACACGAGAGCUACUUAGCUCUUACAGUCCAGUGCUCAAGUUCUUCAUGGUCAAAUCAGUCAUUUUCCUCUCCUUCUGGCAAGGAAUGCUUCUUGCCAUUCUGGAGAAAUGUGGUGCCAUUCCCAAAAUCAGCUCUGCUGAGGUAUCGGUUGGUGAAGGCACUGUUGCUGCUGGAUACCAGAACUUCAUAAUCUGCAUUGAGAUGUUCUUUGCUGCCAUUGCCCUGCGUUAUGCUUUCACGUACAAAGUAUAUGUAGACAAAAGGCUUGAUGCUCACGUCCCUACUUAUGGGCCCUAUGGCCGCUGUGCCCCGAUGAAGAGCAUCUCCAGCAGCCUCAAAGAGACUAUGAACCCUGGAGACAUUGUUCAAGAUGCUAUCCACAACUUCUCACCAGCCUACCAGCAGUACACACAGCAGUCCACACUUGAGCAGGGCCCCACCUGGCAACGUAAUGGGCAUGCUGUCUCCAGGACCCACAGUGUCGCUAGCCUGCGUGACACUGAGAAGACACUGCUGCUUAGCUCCGAUGAUGAAUUCUGAGUGUCCUCAACUGCCUUCCACUUUUUUUUUCUUUCUUUUUUUCCCCCCCAUCUUUGCAACUUGCUCUCUUCUUUUUGUGGGGGGCCACUUGUGCAUGUUGGGUAGUGAGACCUCUCAGAUCCAAGUCUUGCUUGGUUAACCUCUGUGACUAAGGACCCUCGUUUCCCAGGAUAUAUUAUGUAAGGUGAUGCGACCUAACGCAGGGGCAAGCAAAAUGGCUUUCUUGUAGGGAUGCCGAGUUUUUAUCUGCGUGCUUUUUUUCCCCUUCCCCUCUUAAAAUUGAAGUGAUUGAAGUGAAAGACUUUCUGGUGACAAAAGCUGCUUUAUAAAAGUUGAAUGCUAUCAUCCACUUCCUAAACGUCUCGUCCUGUUGAGGCUUAUUAAGAAUAUAAAUACGAACUGUGAAGAAUUCUUAAUUUAAAAUGAAGAAUGCCAGUCGAUUAAGCCUUGUCUGUUGAGUUUGUCUACCAUUUUUAAAUGCUUUUUAGUUCAGUGUUUGACUGCAACACCAUAUAAGCCCCACUUUUCCUUAUGCUCACUAUGCAUAUGUCUUGGUUGUACACCUUCAUGCCAGUCCCGGGAGUGGGCAGGGCCAUUUUAAUGUGAAGUAUAUUGAGCAGAAAAUACAGCUUCCCCAUUAGUCUUGUCACAGUUCUGAGCUGUGUCCUUUCCACAGCAGUUGGUGUCAGAUUCAAGUGGACACGGCUUAGCCAUUGGUGUUUGGAGGUUUACUGUUUUCAUAUUGUCUGAACCUUACUAGGAGCUGUAGCUGCACUGUGAGAUGUGAAGUUUUAUCUUCCUACGCAAGUCCUCAGGUACCUGAACUAGCGCCAGAUAUCUUUGACAUAAGAAAUAAUUAGCUCAGUUACUUAAGAUAGAUUGCCAAUCGAGGCACAUUGCAUUUGCAAGAAAGAAACCCUCAAAUUCGCCAAGUGGCUUUUCUUGGCCUUAAUCCAUAUGGUAGCCAGGAAAAUCUGUUACUAACACCCAGCCAUAUUAGCUAUCUGAGCAUAUUUUUAAUGUUCUUUUGCGCAAUUGUAUAGAAAAGUUGUGGCCCUGAAAUACUAUGUAAAUAUUUUAAAAAUAGCAAGUUAUGAAAUUAAGUAACUUAUUUGCAAAGGAGCCCAGUUUAGUUUCAGGGAAUAUUACAGCCUUCUAAUGUUUGUGGAAAUGCACAUAAUUCAUGAUGGUUUCUGUAAUUAUAAUUAGUAUUUUUUCCCUCCUGUCAAUAGGAGCCUCAUUUUCAGAAUGCCAUCCAUUUUAGUGCUUGCAGGUGACAUUCAUCUUUUAAGUCGCCAGCACAGUAGCCUUAAUCAAGAAGGCAUAAAAUGAUUCUGAAUGCUCGGUGCAGACGUGAAAAAUAAAUGCAUGCAUCAUGAGUUGAUACAUCUUUGCAUUUGAGAGAGACGUUUUCAUAGAAGAUUGCUUUCAAUUUAAUCUCCAAGUAAGACUUGUGCAGACUGCAGUGUGGCACUUUCCUUUUGAUCUACUUGCAGUACCUGAACUAGUCCAAAAGAAAAAAACAAAAUGAUGUCACCUGGGACUGUAUGUGCCUCCUUUCUGACUCUGCCAAAAUCACUCCCCCAAGCCCCAUGAACCAAUGCUGCCUGUACUAGAGUGCUAAUGAAAAGAAAAGCCAAACAAUCCCCAGUUUGUAGUUACAAGUGUGUGCAUGUUUUAUAUUUUAGUGUGGAAAAUACUUGUUUGUGCAAUUUGUAUUGAAGAAAGGAGCAACUUAUGGUAACACUAGCACCCCUUCCUACUGUCUUUCAGUGUGGCUAAGCUACACUUAAAUGGCUGCAGGCAGUGACAGUGAUUUGGUCGCUUUUGCACUUAGCACCUACCGUCAAGCUGACAAACCCACCCCAUUUUUUUCACCUUUAUUCUCCAGGGGCUGCUAUAUUUUAUUUAUUUUUUUCUUAUUUUUCCCUCUGUUUGGCCUUCAGAUGGGUUCUCUUAGUCUAUAAAGAUCAUAUGUGUUGCUACUGAAGGUGCCAAGGGCCCCCCGGGUAGUUGACCACACAUUAACAGGAAGUAGCCAAUUGUCUCAUUCCUCUGUCACGGACAUCAUUUGUCUGUAGCAGCUGCCCACAGAGUCCUUUGCUGUGGCAUGUGCUUCAGCAUCUGCUGCAAGGUGGGGAUAUCGUCGUCAUUGUCAUUGUAGUUAUUGUUAUUAUUAUUAUUAUAAUUAUUAUGAAACCAAUUUGCUCCCAGCUGCCCUCCAUUUCAAAACAGAGGCAGUAACUCUGACCCAGAAAAUGUGUACAAUACUUGUGUAUUUUAUUAUGAAGAAAUAGGAAUCUGUAUGUAAAUAUUGGAAUAAUGUAUGAUAUCUCAGAGAUACAAACACCUAGUUUUGUACUGUCAUUGUACUUAUGUACUUUUUUUUUCUUUUCUUGUAUAUCAACAUAAAGCUUCAGAGAAUCUGCUUAUAUUUUCGUCAUUGAUGUCAUGAACGGGUCAAAAUAAACAUGAUAGAUUGUC
Molecule: messenger RNA, 4085 nt
Organism: Erpetoichthys calabaricus (reedfish)
Lineage: Eukaryota; Metazoa; Chordata; Cladistia; Polypteriformes; Polypteridae
Product: transmembrane protein 184B-like
Exons: 10
Coding region: 315-1601 (428 amino acids)
Biological process (GO): transport
Molecular function (GO): transporter activity
Source: RefSeq, a predicted model, not a curated record